Molecule: messenger RNA, 2549 nt
Organism: Hermetia illucens (black soldier fly)
Lineage: Eukaryota; Metazoa; Arthropoda; Insecta; Diptera; Stratiomyidae
Product: acetylcholinesterase
Exons: 10
Coding region: 583-2541 (652 amino acids)
Biological process (GO): choline metabolic process; acetylcholine catabolic process in synaptic cleft
Cellular component (GO): plasma membrane
Molecular function (GO): acetylcholinesterase activity
Source: RefSeq, a predicted model, not a curated record
CGGGCCGAGAACAAAACAGGUUGGGCUCCCUAGUCAGUUUAGGUAGAGUCAUCAUUGCGGUAGGACUUGGUGAUAUGCCUUUAGCUCGCAAGUGAAUUUUGAUCCCAGACCUGGAAUUAUUUUGUGAGAAAGUUAAAGCUCAGAGGAAGAUAUAAGGCAGUGAAAAGCGCAAAAAGCGGAGAGAGGAAAUAUUUUACAAAGUGAUUUGAAUUAAGGAUGUUUUUUAAAGCUAUUGUGGCCCGAGUUGGAAUUAAUUAGCGUGUGUUGAUAAAGGCAUUGUGUGGUGUGUUUGGUGUUGUCUGUUACGAUUCAAACGCAGUUACCGGAUAUCCCAAUCAAUUGAUAACUUUGCGGACAGAAUAGGUUUUCUGCAGAAAUAUAUCCACUGCGAACUUCCCUAUAGAAAUUAGUUGUUCAUAGACUGUGCGGAAGCUCAACGGAGAAUGUAGUUGUCUACCAUUGUGUCUCGAAGGACAUUCGAAACGAAGUUUCGCUGAAUUUUCAUAUCCAUUUACACGCGGUGCUAACAUUGUCCCAUAAUUCAAUUUGUUUAUUCGGUUAUUGAUUGGGAAACACAUAAAAAUGCCAUCUUUUCGCGGAGUGUUCACGUUACAUCCACAGUUCGUUAUAGCCAUUAUCCUGGCGGUUCGGUUCGUGAGCGUUUCAGCAAUUAUCGAUAGACUUGUCGUUCAAACGAAUAGUGGGCCGAUUCGCGGUCGGUCGGUUAUGGUCCACGGUCGGGAAGUGCACGUUUUCAACGGAGUUCCAUUCGCCAAACCCCCUGUCGAUAGUCUACGAUUUAGAAAGCCUGUCCCAGCCGAACCAUGGCACGGUGUCCUUGAUGCUACACGAUUGCCCAACACGUGCGUUCAAGAGAGAUACGAAUAUUUUCCUGGAUUUCCUGGUGAAGAAAUGUGGAAUCCGAAUACCAACGUAUCCGAGGAUUGUCUAUAUUUGAAUAUCUGGGCUCCUGCUAAAGCACGCCUGAGGCACGGACGGGGAGUGAAUGGAGGCGGAGGCGGUGGAGAGCACUACGGCAAGGAGCAUUCAUCCGAGAACGACCACAGUUCAGGUCACGGUUCACAGAACAGCACAGGACUUCCGAUGCUCGUUUGGAUCUAUGGUGGAGGAUUCAUGAGUGGCACAGCAACGCUUGACCUUUAUAAUGCCGAAAUCCUAGCCGCAGUCGGGAACGUUAUAGUGGCAUCCAUGCAGUAUCGUGUUGGAGCUUUUGGAUUUCUCUACUUAGCUCCUGAAUUAGAUGGAUAUGAAGAGGAAGCUCCUGGAAAUGUUGGAAUGUGGGAUCAGGCUCUGGCUAUUCGUUGGUUAAAGGAUAAUGCCCGAGCGUUUGGGGGAGAUCCGAAUCUUAUAACACUUUUUGGAGAAUCGGCCGGUGCUAGUUCGGUGAAUUUGCACCUUUUGUCGCCUGUUACGCGUGGCUUAGUGAAACGAGGUGUGCUGCAGUCGGGCACGUUGAAUGCUCCCUGGAGCCACAUGACCGGCGAACGAGCACUGGAAAUUGGGAAAGCUUUAAUCAACGAUUGCAAUUGCAACGCAUCGAUGUUGUUGGAUUCACCUGGCACAGUUAUGGCGUGUAUGCGUGCGGUAGAUGCAAAAACUAUUUCAGUUCAACAAUGGAAUUCGUAUUCAGGCAUUCUUGGGUUCCCUUCGGCUCCAACAAUAGACGGAGCAUUCAUGCCCUCAGACCCGGCGACUAUGUUGCGUGACGCUGAUUUAAAGGGUAUCGAUAUCCUUGUAGGAAGCAAUAAAGACGAAGGGACAUAUUUUCUUCUCUACGAUUUCAUCGAUUAUUUCGACAAGGAUGUUGCCACGUCCCUGCAGCGAGAGAAAUUUCUGGAAAUUAUGAAUACAAUUUUUAAUAAAGCAUCGGAACCGGAACGUGAAGCGAUUAUAUUCCAGUAUACGGGCUGGGAAAGUGGGAACGAUGGAUUCCAAAAUCAAUACCAGGUCGGGCAAGCGGUUGGUGAUCAUUUCUUCAUAUGCCCAACAAACGAAUAUUCACAAGGAUUAGCAGAGCAGGGAGCAAAUAUCUACUAUUACUACUUUACACAUCGCACAAGUACGUCUCUGUGGGGUGAAUGGAUGGGAGUUCUACAUGGGGAUGAAAUCGAAUACAUUUUCGGUCAGCCACUGAAUCAGUCACUCCAAUACAGACAGCGGGAACGAGAUUUAAGCCAAAGAAUGGUACAUGCUGUUAGCGAAUUUGCUCGAACAGGGAAACCAAUGAUAGAUGGCGAACUGUGGCCGGUAUAUAAUAAAGAAAAUCCAAUUUACUACAUUUUUAAUGCGGAAGGCGAGGAAAAUAAGAAAGUUGAAAAGUUUGGACGAGGACCAAUGGCGACUGCAUGCGCAUUUUGGAAUGAUUAUCUUCCGAGACUGAGAAGUUGGGCUGUUCCCUAUAACUCUCCAUGUAAUGACUUGGAACAAAGUAGUAGAACAUCAGGAGCAUCUGUGACGGCUUCCAUCCACAUAACAAUCACAAUAUUAACAAUGACUGUGCUCGCCCGUAUAAGCCUUUAAAUUGAACG